GCCUAUCAUCUACCCACCCACCAACCCUAACAGUGGAAUAUAAAUCGCUAAAUAACGCAAAAUGAGCCCAUUCCCAUACUUAAUCCUACUCUAAACCACCGCUAAAUGCAGCAUUAAGCAACCAAUUUAAGUCUACCCCAGUCCCUAGGUGAGGGCCACCAUCUCAAGUUCCCAACUUUACCUUCUGCACUCCCAUGAGCCACAACUCCAAAAAGAAGAGAGAGAGAGAGAGAAGAAACGAGGCCUCUGGAGAGAGAAAAAGCUGUUAUCUCAGCUUUAGAGAGAGAGAGAAGAGCUGUUAUCUCAGCUUUUGUUUUGCUCAGGUAGACGGAGAUUUCAGAGUGUCGACUCGGCUUCCCUAAGCUGCAAUGGCGAGAAAGGGAGAACAUAUUUCAGCUGAGAGAGAGAGAAAAACAAGCCACCAUUUCAACUUCUAGAGAGAGGGAGGCCACUGUUUCACCUGCUUAGCUUUCCCCUCAAGCCACACACCAGAAAGAGAACCACAAUUACAGGGUCCUUUUUUCAUCAGAGAUCCAGCUCAAAAAAGAAGAGAGAGAGAGAUAGGCAUCAUGAACUCAUGGAAAUGGCACCUCCUCAUCCCACUCCUGUGUAUCCUGCCCCAAAUUUCAGUAACCCAACAACCCCAAAUUUCAACCACCCAACCCUUCAACCCAACAACAACACCAACAACAGAUGCCUCUGCAAUCCCGGCAUUCCCUGAACAAUCCCAAAUCUCCUCGUGCCCUCUUGACCUCCCCGAUGACAUCUCUGCCAUCAUCGCCACCGCCUGCGGCAGCAUAACUGCGCAGGAAGACCGCCACCACCGGAACAGGUGCUGCCCUGUGCUUGCGGCCUCGCUGUAUGCCGCACAUGCAAGGACCGUCCUCCUGGGGGCGGAGCAGGCUCCGCCCAAUGAGGGGAACAUGCCCGUGCUGCCCGACGACUCGCGCACCUGCGUCGACGAGUUCGAGGGGCUGCUGAGGGCUAAGGGUGUAGAGGUAAAGGGACCAGACGAGAGCUGCGAUGCAGUAAUUUGUUACUGCGGGAUAAGGCUUCACAAUGGGCCGGGCAGCUGCCCCGAGUUGUUUCAGGAAGGUGGGCAGCUGACCGGACUGCCCGUGCUUGGGGAGAUGGAGGAAGAGUGCAGGAGGCCCGGUGUCUCUGGUUGCAGUAGCUGCUUGAGGAGCUUGUAUCAAUUGAAAGGGAGUGAAGAGAGAGAAAGUGAAUCAGAAGCAUCAUCAGAUGAGAGAAAGAGAAGGAUGAAGAGUAGAGACUGUGAAUUGAUGGGUCUCACAUGGCUCCUUGCAAAGAAUAAGACUGCUUAUUUCCCCACUGUCACUGCUGUUUUCAGGGCUUUCAUGGCCUCAUCCGACGGCCAGGAACCUCUGUCUUGCAGGGAGGAGCAGCCCCUGGCCGUUGAUUCUGUCCAGCUGGACCAGGCUUCCUCAUCUCCUUCUUCCCAUCAAUAUACCCUUUUCUCACUCUCUCUAAAACCAAUUUCAUAUUGGGCUUUUGUCCUCUUGUUAUGGAACUCAUUUCAUUGAAUGCCACCCCCCCCAACUUUUGUAACUUUACAAUCAUAAUUUCUGAAUUUUCUCUCUCUCUAAUGAA
This is a messenger RNA of Amborella trichopoda, 1611 nucleotides long. Its product is annotated as putative GPI-anchored protein At4g28100. The record is from RefSeq and is a predicted model, not a curated record. NCBI's taxonomy places the organism in Eukaryota, Viridiplantae, Streptophyta, Magnoliopsida, Amborellales, Amborellaceae.